Molecule: messenger RNA, 1696 nt
Organism: Morus notabilis
Lineage: Eukaryota; Viridiplantae; Streptophyta; Magnoliopsida; Rosales; Moraceae
Product: probable serine/threonine-protein kinase PBL19
Exons: 5
Coding region: 238-1524 (428 amino acids)
Biological process (GO): protein phosphorylation
Molecular function (GO): protein kinase activity; ATP binding
Source: RefSeq, a predicted model, not a curated record
UCUAUUUGAUUCGUUGAAUUCUAAAACCCCAAACCCGUGAAAAAGUGAUACAGUCACCACAUAGUCAGUCAAUACCCGUCUGCCAAACCAGAACGAAUUCUUAAAGAUUUGGGUAAUCUCUACUUCAAGUAUUCUCAACAACUUUGAGAGAGAAGUAUUUAGAGGACAAUUAAUUCUCAAAGUGUUUGUAAAAUUGAUGCAAUGGAAGUAAAGUGAUGCUACAUUUGAAUUCUAGCAAUGAAGUGUUUCUACUAUUUCAAGGACAAAACCAAGAGCAGGCAACAAAGGUCAGCUCCUGAGCUGAAAGAGCAAAGCAAAUCCCAGUAUUCAGGAGCUGAUGAUAGGAUUAUCAAGUCUUCCUGCUCGGCUAAUUCGCCUCGCGGAAUACCGGAAAUGUACGAGGAGAAGGCGCAUAAUUUGCGCGUGUUCACGUUCUCCGAUCUCAGGCACGCAACACACGAUUUCAGUAGGCUCCUUAAGAUCGGGGAAGGAGGAUUCGGGAGUGUUUACAAGGGUUCAAUUAAGCCUGCUGAUGGAAAGGGCGAUCCUGUCGCCGUCGCCAUUAAAAAGCUCGACAGUCAUGGCUUGCAGGGUCAUAAACAAUGGGUGGCAGAGGUGCAAUUUCUCGGUGUCGUAGAACACCCAAAUCUUGUCAAACUCGUGGGAUAUUGCUCCUUGGAUAGCGAAAGAGGGAUCCAACGGCUACUCGUCUAUGAAUAUAUGGAAAACAGAAGUCUAGAAGAUCACCUUUUUAACAAGGCUUAUCCAGCUCUUUCUUGGAAAACAAGAUUAGAGAUAAUACUUGGAGCGGCCCAAGGGUUGGCUUACUUGCACGAAGGAUUGGAAGUUCAGGUGAUAUUUCGAGAUUUUAAAUCCUCAAAUGUGCUGCUGGAUGAGAAUUUCAGACCAAAACUGUCGGACUUUGGGCUUGCUAGGGAAGGGCCAGUGGCUGGGAAUACUCAUGUUUCAACUGCAGUUGUGGGAACAUACGGAUAUGCUGCUCCAGAUUACAUUGAGACGGGACAUCUCACAGUGAAGAGUGAUGUAUGGAGUUUCGGCGUGGUGUUGUACGAGAUUCUUACAGGCAGACGGUCAUUGGAAAGGAACCGCCCAAGAACGGAGCAAAAACUUCUGGAAUGGGUGAAACAGUUCCCUCCAGACAGCAAAAAAUUCGGCUCGAUAAUGGAUCCUUGGCUUGAAAACCAGUAUUCUUUCAGUGCAGCAAGAAAAAUCGCGAAGUUGGCAGAUAGUUGUUUGUUAAAGAAUGCAAAAGAUAGGCCAAGAAUGAGCCAGGUGGUUGAGAUGCUGAAGCAGAUUAUGCAAAUUUCAGACAAUGGAAAUCUGUCCGACAGAAGUCUCGAGUCAUCUGACGAUGACCAAGCUGAUCCGGAACCAAGGCAGAGUCAGUUGGGGCCUGCGGAGUCGUGGAAAAGACGAAUGUCCCAUUUGGCCAAACUAGGUGAGCAGGUGGAGAGUGCUAGUAGAAGAAGAUUCAUGAUCAUGCAGAGAGCCAAAGUUAAUUGAUUGUAUGUUAAUGCUACCAGCAAGAUUAAUCAAGUCCUUUAUUGGCCUUUACUAUGUAUAUAUAGAGUUGUGGGGAGAGUUUCUAAGUGAGGAUCUCGGUUUAAAUUGUCUCCUUCAUCAUUGGUGCUUUAGCGGAUAAAAGUUGAGAAAACUACUUUGGUUUAUGGCCUUA